Messenger RNA from Orbicella faveolata, 2500 nucleotides. RefSeq names its product gamma-tubulin complex component 3 homolog. NCBI's taxonomy places the organism in Eukaryota, Metazoa, Cnidaria, Anthozoa, Scleractinia, Merulinidae. Gene Ontology annotation, molecular function: gamma-tubulin binding; microtubule minus-end binding. The record is from RefSeq and is a predicted model, not a curated record. Gene Ontology annotation, cellular component: microtubule organizing center; spindle pole; gamma-tubulin complex. Gene Ontology annotation, biological process: microtubule nucleation; meiotic cell cycle; spindle assembly.
UGUCAGGUUUUGGAAUGUUGUUGGGCAGAUCUGAAGAAACAAGUAGAAGAAGCCAGUGACUUGGAUCAUAUUAUUGCAGCACAUGAGACAUUCCUGGACCAGGUGCUUAACCGUUGCUUGUUGGAUGCGGAGUCAAGACAAAUGCUGACCCAGCUGCGGACCAUUUUUGACCUGAUCAUUCAGUUCCAGAAUGCUCAAGAGGCAUUCUUUUCUGCCGCAACCACUGAGCUGCAGUCGAGGCAGAGACUAGAAAAGGCCGUUGAACUACGAACAGAUGAGGGAGAGUGGGGCAUGACUGAAUGGGACGAGGAAGAAGAAAGAAAGCGAUCAGUGAAGUUUGUAGACAAUGUUAUUCCAGAUACCCGUGCUCAGUUGAAAGUGCUGUCCAAGUCCUACCAGGAUAUGGUUCAACAGUUCCUUAUGAUGCUCACUAGUCACCAGGACGUCAGUUUAAGAUUCCUUAGCUUCAGGCUGGACUUCAAUGAACAUUACAAGAAAAGAGAACCUAAGCUAAGAAGUCCUCUCACACACAGAUUCAGUAAGCGGGUCAAGACUCCGGUCCCGUAGAUCUAUCUCCUCUGUAACGGCUUUUUUUAUAGACCUCAUUGCAAGUAACGUCUUUCUUCGCAGUCUGACUUCAGCCUGCUGUUUUUGACAGUAACUGUGCUAAGUAACAUGACAAAUGAUGACAACAAACUGAUGUUGCAGUAUUUCGAGUGACAGUGUUAUUUCACCAUCGGUCGGUGUCGAUCCUGUUGACGAUUGGGCAAAAGAAUUGGUCAGACUAGUUGGUCGCUUUCACGAGUUUUUGUUAACAACAUCCGUUGCUCCUUCGAAUUAUAGCUCAUGUAGACGUAUCCUUAGUUUUAGAAAUACUCAGCUGAGAUUUUUCAGCCUACACAUCUGCCCAAUUUCUAUCAAAAAGAGUUUGACCUCAAACUUGACAGGUGUCUCAAACUUAAAACUCUCAUCGCAGGAGAGCUAGAUUUCUAUCAAAAAGAGUUUGACCUCAAACUUGACAGGUGCCUCAAACUUAAAACUCUCAUGGCAGGAGAACUAAAUAACUUUAGGAACUAAUCUUUGGCAACGAGUAUGUUAAUCCGAGAAAUAACACUUAAAAUAUGUAAAUAGUCCAAGGGUUUUUACUACAGGGUACAUUAUAGCUUAACAAUGGUAAUCAACAUCAAUGAACAUAAAUGCCUUGAGUGAAAAUAUAUUAGUAGUCACUGAAUUGUACACAAUCAAUACAAAACAAAAGGCUCUCUGAGCCAACUUUUUGACAUUCUCAAUGUUCUCUUUUUCGUUGGUUGAGUACUCUCAGCCUAAAUUCCGCUUUUUCCACCCUGUUCCCCCGUAAAAGCUCCGAAACCAUCAAAUAUACGUCUAAGCCUUAAUUAUGUACUAGUCAACGGAUUACGACCCACCGAGGGAGAUGAAUUACUUCACUCUACUUCUAAGCUCUAUCAUUGCUUUCAGUGGUAAAAAAAAAAAUAAACUGAAGUUUAAAUGGUAAUGGACAUGAUAUUAACCGAAAGCCUAACUACAAAUAAUGUUAAAUUAUGCCAUAUUUUGGUUUAAACCAGGAAACGUGUAAGUUGUUUAACCUCAAUAAGCUGGUUUAUGGGUAAAACAAUUUGUUAAUAUAAACAUAUGUAGGCUAAAAUGGCCUGGCAUACACUUAAUCCAGGACUACUCGCUCAGUAGUUUCGGCAUGGAGACAGUAUAACCAAAGGAUGCGGAACAUUUUCAGAGGGUUCAGUUGUUACUUCUUAAGAAGGUCUGUACUUAAAGAGGGUCGUAACUGCAAAGGGUUUAAAUACUUUCAAGUGGUUAAUUUACUAACAGGCCUAGGGUGCAUAACUUUCAGUAAUUUACUGAGCGGUGUCAAUUGUCGUAUUGUUUGGGUCAUCACUUUGGUAAUACUUUGUUUAUUGUACGUUUAGACAUGCCCGCCAUUCUGCCUUUGGAAGUAAUGACUAAGUUAAACUAUGUUCGGAUGAUGCUUCUAUCCAUCGAUAGCCACCAAGCUGAUCUCUUUGUAACUCAGGCCCCAGUAAAGUCUCCACAGCCUCUUUCUCACACACCUGUCAAAAAAGGGUGUAAGGAUAAACAUCUCAAUUCUCGUUACUAUUUCCAUUUAUGCUCUACAAUUGCUUUGGGAGAAUGUAGUUCUGGUCAAUAUAGUACAGUCCAAACUGGGUGUCUGGCCAUGUCGCCCAUCGUUAGCAAAAAGCUGUUAAUAUGUACUGAAGUAAUGAACAUUCAAAUACCAAAGGGCAUGCAAAAUUUUCCGUAUUGUCUGGGUGGUGUUCGUGUGAAGCGUGCUCUCCGGGUAAACAUCUCUAGAACAUCUUUAAUUGGUGGAAAGACUAUUUAUAAAGCAUACGAUUUUGAAAAGUAACGACACAAUGUGUAAAACCUAAGUUCAAACUGAGGAAACCUUAUGCUCAUUUAACUAGUCAAAUCUCGCAUUAAAAUCAAUUCUCUCUCGUUUGUUUCA